This is a messenger RNA of Musca domestica (house fly), 3413 nucleotides long. RefSeq lists its product as uncharacterized. Lineage: Eukaryota; Metazoa; Arthropoda; Insecta; Diptera; Muscidae. The transcript has 3 exons. The record is from RefSeq and is a predicted model, not a curated record. The coding region runs from base 1484 to 3319 and encodes 611 amino acids. Gene Ontology annotation, molecular function: protein binding.
CAGUCGUUCUCAUCCUCGCCAUUCUCGUCGUUAUAUUAAUACUUCAUCGUCCCUUAAUAAUUCAACGCUUGAAGUAACCUCAAGUGGUGGUGGCCAUUGUGGAGAGAAUCCGCCAGCCACUGGGCCAGUAACAGCAGCAACAACAUCAUCGACGACAGCAAGGAGGACAACAUCGUCGUCACAGUCAGUGACAGUUCCGCAAACGGCAAGGAGUCGUCAGCCACGUUUUGCCACAUUGAAUUGCAUCAAUGGCAGUAGUAAUGACAAUGAUGCUGAUGAUGGCUAUGGCGAUGUCAACAACGUUGUCCACGAAAACGAUGAUGACGACCCAGAAUUGUUGGUAAAUCGACAAGAGAUACAACAACGACCCUUUUUGUGUCGUACACCACCGCCAAAUUAUCACUCAUUGUCGUCGGUGACGCCACCUCCUUUGUAUACGCCACGUCACUGGGAAAGGCAAGACGAAGAGCAAAUAAAUCCUGGAGAUCUUCCCACUGUUGGCAGUCGCAUUGAAAAUGCAACACAAGACACACAGACACAACGGCAACAGCAUCCAUUUCCGACAUUUCCACCACCACCGCCACCAGCAGCCACAGCAGCAGCAUCUCCAGAAAUUCCAGCAUUGCCUUUAAGGCUUUAUCGAGUACCGGAAGUUCUUGGUCCUGGCAUUGAUGACAACGCUGAUGAGGAUUAUGUUUUCUUAAAUGGACAUAAUAUCAACGAAAGAAGAACGAGAAGAAGGAGCCGAAGCAGCAGAGGAUGCAAUAGCUCAAGCGUAGCCCAGCUAUUGCCAUUUGAAGUCGCAUCGUUAUAUGGCCAUGCCAGGCAGGAACCAUUGCUGGCCAAUGAAAGCUAUUCGCCGAGAAAUGUGGCAACAGUGUCAUCACAACAUCAUCCCCAGGAAGAACAUCAUCAUCAAAGACGUAGAACACAACGUCGCCGUAAAUUCCAUUUAUUACAACAACAACAGCAACAAUCGAACUCUCCCAUCGUUGGGAAUCCGAAUAACAUCGACAGUAGCACAGAUUCUGACAGCUCAACGAGCUCGAGUGAUAUCAACGAGAAUUUUAACGAAGAUCAGUCCCAUAUCGGCACGACCAGGGAUCAGAGAAGACGCCGAAGGCAACGUUUAUUGAAAUUAAGAGAUGCCUAUUGUCCCGACUUGUUGAAUGCCUGUUCAUUGAUUUUACUGCAACAGCAGCAACAACAGCAGACAAGUGAUUCCACAGUAGGAAGUUUCACCGAUUCACCAGCACCACACGGACGAAAUAUCAGCCACGACGUGGACGACGAUGAUGAUACUUCUUCAUCCGAUUAUGUGGAAAUACCAUAUCAACGAAGUCAAGCAACUAAUCAAAUUAUUUACGAGACAACGAAUAGACUGAAUGGACCACAACAGCAACAACAACAACAAAACUUAUCGAGAGCAACAAAUCGUGAAACAACAGCAGAAGAAAACCAAAGAUUACAACAACAACAGGAAAUGGGUCAAAAUUUAAGUAUACGCCGGCCAAGGAUAUCACUUACAUGGGUAUUGAGAGAACAGCAACAACAGCAGCAGCCACAACAACAGACACCAAAUCAAAAGGACUCGCCAACAAAGAAACACAACAACGACAAUGACAAGGAGAAUAAGGUAAAGAGCCAGGAUCCAGCUCGCCUCACAAAUAACAAUCAGGUCAAUGGUAAGGGUCUGCCCAAUCUCGAAGUCAAUCAAAAUCAAACCACAGUGGUGGUGGAAAAGAAACGAUAUCGCCUGAAGAAAUCGGCCACAGAGAAUGUGGAACCCCUUAAUGGCUAUGCCACCACACCGACCAGUUACACCAAUGCCUCAACGGCAUUGGCCUCCCAGAAGUUUUUUAGCAAUCAAAAUCUGCUGGAAUAUCAUCGAGAUGAUAGCAAUGCCAAACCACCAUCCAAAGAUUUGUUGUUUGUGUGUACGCCCCAGCGGCUGCCGGAUGGAUUUGCUGCCUCCACUGAAGCCUUGGCCUUGGUUAAGAAACGUAAUGAGAUACGCAAGAAAUUGGCAGCCAAGAUGGCCCAAUUUCGGGCCGAGACCCAGGCUGCCACAAAUCACCUAAACGGGGGCGUCGGCGGGCUGUUGCCAGUAAAAAAGGAGCCAAAAGUCUCCCUAAAAUCAGGAUCCUACUCUGAACCUAGUCUCAUUGCUGCCUCGGAAGGCAAUCCCCGGCGGCAUCGUCAUCGCAAACGCAAGGAACGUAAUCGUCCUCCCAAGUUUGGGUAUGACAUUAAGAAUGUCGAUGAGUUUCUGACCAAAUGUUCACUGGCCUCACCGGCCAACAUACCCAUGGUCCUGUCUACCUCAUGUGUGCUCUAUCAAACCCGGCCCGGUGGCUAUCAGACAGAGGUCUCUCUGCCCCUGGGCAUGGUCAUAAAUGCUGUGUUCAAAAAUCAAAAUUGGCUCUAUGUCCAGACGCCCCAUGGCGAGGAGGGUUAUGUCAACUACAACACCUGUUUGCCGCUGGGUAUUCUGCCGGCCGAGGCCCGGAAGGAGGGGAAAAGUGAGACGACGCAUACCAAACCCAAAGCCUGCUGGGAAACCAGUGGCGAUGUUUUCCCCAAACCCUGUGGUAAUAUGACCGAUUCGGAAAAGGAAAUCCAUUUGAGAGUGGGAGGUACCCGCAGCCGCAGUGAAGGGGCCAGGACGCCACAUCUAAAAAGUCAAUUGACAGAUAAUGCCGAUACGGUGACUGUGAUCUCGGUGAACACCGACAAUACCGAUUGUUUAAAUGGCAACACCUCCUCCAUUUAUGGAGAGCAACAGGUGGAUAAACUCUAUUUGAGGGCAGCUUCCCAACCCAAGCUGACAGAGAAGACAUCCUAUGCCCAACUGAAAAUUAUUCGAAAUCAUUCCUCGGCAGCAUCGGCCACAUCAUCGAACCAUUAUCAUCAACUCAAUGAUGAAUAUGUUACUCUACAACAACAACAACAAAAAUCAAUGCAAAAACAACAUGUCCAUCAUUUGCCGGUACAGAAGACCUACAUCACGCGUACCUUCAUCACCAAUGGUCACAAUGGCCAGCAUUUACAUCCCAAAGAUAUGAAGCAGGCCCAAGUAACAGCAACGAUGAAUGCAAUACGCCGUUCCUCGGCCCAUUGCGGCCAGCGUCAGACACUGGUGGCCAUAACCACAGAUUACUCAACCGGUGAUGGGGGUUUGACAUUGCAAAAAGGUGAUAUUGUUACGCUGUGUGAAUGUCGUGAGACCAAAGAUCACCGGCAGUGGUUCUAUGUGAGGACACGUGAUGGUCGUCAGGGUUAUAUACCGGCUGAGGUGGCCGGUCAUGGUUUUCUGUAAAUGGCAAUCGGAGAUGGAAAGGUAGUUAAAAUGGAAAGAAAUUUAUCCAUGGAUCAUAGAUGAAUGAAAAAGAGAAAGAUAGAAUGAAAGAAGG